Coffea eugenioides is the source of this 2804-nucleotide messenger RNA. RefSeq names its product cleavage stimulation factor subunit 77. The record is from RefSeq and is a predicted model, not a curated record. The transcript has 22 exons. Gene Ontology annotation, biological process: mRNA 3'-end processing. Gene Ontology annotation, molecular function: mRNA binding; protein binding. The coding region runs from base 371 to 2581 and encodes 736 amino acids. Lineage: Eukaryota; Viridiplantae; Streptophyta; Magnoliopsida; Gentianales; Rubiaceae. Gene Ontology annotation, cellular component: nucleus.
AGAAAUUUAGAGCAAUUCUUAUACAAUAUAACACGCGGUUGAAGGUCCUGGUGGCCCUAGUAUAUGGUUUCAUCCUUACUGGUUUCUGGAUUACCAAUUAAUCUUUACCCGCCACCCAUCCAGCAGAAAGGCAAGUCAGCCACCGCGCUGCUUAGUCGUUUGGACGUGCCUUCUUACUCCUCCUCCACCCCCCCCCUCUCUCUCUCUCCAUUGGCUGUGUAUAGUAGACGGCGUAAGUGGAAUUCGAGCCCUUCCUUCCAGUCUUUUCGAUCGGCAUCAAGAUACUGUUUCUUGGACUCUAAUUAUUCGAGGUUAGAUUGUUCUGGGACAAUAAAAGACAAGUAUAUAAAAGAGUGGGGCAGUAUAUAUCAUGACAACGGCGGAUAAAUACAAUGUCGAAGCAGCUGAGCUUCUUGCUAACGAGGCAUCGCAUUUGCCAAUUUCGGAGGCUGUGCCGGUAUAUGAGCAACUUUUGGCUACUUUUCCUACUGCAGCAAAAUACUGGAAGCAGUAUGUUGAGGCUCACAUGGCUGUAAAUAAUGAUGAUGCCGUAAAACAUAUUUUCAGUCGCUGCCUGUUGAACUGCCUACACAUUCCUCUUUGGCGCUGCUACAUCCGCUUUAUUAGGAAGGUUAAUGACAAGAAGGGGAUAGAAGGUCAGGAAGAGACUAGGAAAGCAUUUGAUUUCAUGCUUAACUAUGUCGGGGCAGACAUCGCAUCUGGUCCUGUGUGGAUGGAGCACACUGCAUUCUUAAAGUCCUUGCCGACUCAAAAUUUGGCAGAAGAAACACAAAGGAUGACUUCUGUAAGAAAAGCAUAUCAAAAAGCCAUUAUUACACCUACCCAUCACAUUGAGCAACUCUGGAGGGAGUAUGAAAAUUUUGAAAACUCAGUUAGCCGUGCCCUGGCAAAAGGAUUGUUGUCUGAAUAUCAGCCAAAAUAUAACAGUGCAAGGGCUGUUUACAGGGAGAGGAAAAAGUUUGCCGAUGAAAUUGAUUGGAAUAUGCUUGCUGUGCCACCAUCUGGUACUUCCAAGGAAGAAAUGCAGUGGAUAGCAUGGAAAAGGUUCUUAGCCUUUGAAAAAGGAAAUCCCCAGAGGAUAGAUAGCGCUUCUGCUAAUAAACGUAUUGCAUUCACAUACGAACAGUGCCUCAUGUAUUUAUACCACUAUCCUGACAUAUGGUAUGAUUAUGCCACGUGGCAUGCAAAAAGUGGCUCUGUAGACUCUGCAAUCAAAAUUUUCCAGCGAGCUUUGAAGGCUUUACCUGAUUCAGAAAUGCUAAAAUAUGCGUAUGCAGAGCUGGAAGAAUCCCGUGGCUCGAUUCAGGCGUCAAAGAAAGUAUAUGAAAGUCUUCUUGGUGAUGAUGGCAAUGCUACUGCUCUUUCACAUAUACAGUUUAUCCGCUUUCUAAGAAGAACAGAAGGGGUAGAAGCAGCACGUAAAUACUUUAUGGAUGCACGGAAAUCUCCUAACUGCACUUACCAUGUUUAUGUAGCUUAUGCGAUGAUGGCAUUUUGUCUUGACAAGGAUGCAAAGUUUGCACACAAUAUUUUUGAAGCGGGGCUGAAACGAUUCAUGCAUGAGCCAUCAUAUAUCCUUGAAUAUGCAGAUUUUCUAUCCCGCUUGAAUGAUGAUAGAAAUAUUCGGGCAUUAUUUGAGCGAGCAUUAAGCUCACUCCCACCUGAGGAAUCAGUUGAGAUCUGGAAAAGAUUUACUCAAUUUGAACAAACAUAUGGAGAUCUUUCUAGUAUUUUGAAGGUUGAGCAACGAAGGAAAGAGGCACUGUCAAGGGCUGGUGAUGAGGGAGAAUCUGCUUUGGAUAGUUCAUUGCAAGAUGUUAUAUCACGCUAUAGUUUCAUGGACCUGUGGCCUUGCUCUUCCAAGGAUAUGGAUCAUUUGACUAGGCAGGAGUGGCUUUCAAAAAACAUCAGUAAGAAGAUUGAGAAACCAACUCCUGCCAAUGGUGUCAGUUCUGUAGAUAAGAGUUCUUCAGCAGUUUCUACCACUUCAAAUUCUGUAAAAGUUGUUUACCCAGAUACUUCAAAGAUGGUGGUUUAUGAUCCAAGGCAAAAGAUUGGUCUCACGGGUCCUUUACAGCCUGGAGUUCCAGUCGCUUUACCUCCUAAUGAUACAAUGGGUGCUGCUGGAGCACCUAAUGUACUGAAAGAUAUUUUGAAAACCUUACCACCUGCAUUGGCAACUUUUGUAGCAAACCUGCCAGCUGUUGAAGGUCCAUCUCCUGACGUUGAUUUUGUUCUAGCGAUAUGUCUGCAAAGCAACAUACCACUAAUGCCCGUAAGAGCAGCAAACUCUACACAACUGCAAACUGGUCCUGCUCCAAGCACAAGUGACCUAUCUGGUUCAUCAAAAUUCAAGCCAACAAGAGAUAGACAUGCUGGAAAGAGAAAGGACGUAGACAAACAAGAUGAUGAGGACAGUACAACAGUUCAAAGCCAACCUCUUCCAAGAGAUGCUUUUAAAUUACGGCAAUUACGAAAGGCUCGUGGUGCCAGUUCACAAACUGGAUCGGCAUCUUAUGGGAGUGCAUUUUCUGGGGAGAUGUCUGGAAGCACCGGUUGAUUUGCUUUUAUCUGUUCUUUAGUAUUUUCCUUUUUUUUUUUCCCCAUUUCUUCUGUAAAUAACCCCGUAGCCUUUGUAACAUUUAUCCUUCACCAUUCUUGUGACAUAUCCAAUUUUGAGAGAGAGAGAGAGGAGGGGAGAUUUUACGGUGUAAGAGGGCAAUCAGAUUGACUUGUUCUCCUGUGAGCAAGCAGUGCAAUAAAAUGAGAUGAUCAUUUGUUCA